This is a messenger RNA of Lacerta agilis (Sand lizard), 1839 nucleotides long. It is a transcript of the gene ERICH6B, whose product is annotated as glutamate rich 6B. The transcript is spliced from 10 exons. The record is from RefSeq and is a predicted model, not a curated record. The coding region runs from base 21 to 1658 and encodes 545 amino acids. NCBI's taxonomy places the organism in Eukaryota, Metazoa, Chordata, Lepidosauria, Squamata, Lacertidae.
AGUCUUUGUGUGUUGACAAUAUGUCAAGUGGACAGAAGCUGUCUGGGCCUGGUAGCAAAGACCAUUUGGAAUCAAAAAGAACCCCUUCACUUUCUACAUCCCAGCCAGCAGAUCCCAAGCCUUCCAGCUCGCUUCUCACUGAAGAAAAUGUUAAGAAACUGCAAGAGAAGGAUUCCGCUUCUAAAUCUGCCCUUGCUAGAGAGUCAAUAGAAGCGUACAUUACGCAGAGCAAUCUCUUUUUGAAUAAGAGCGAAGCCAGUACAAGUCGGAGCAAGGAGCAAAGUCUGUCCGAUGAAAAAGUAUCAAAGGCAGGUUCUGUUGUUAUCCAUGUAGAGGACGCAUGCGAAGAUGUCUCAGAAAACAUUGAAAAAUCCUCAAAAAAAGGAUUAACUUUGUUUUUCAUCUUUGUAUAUUUACCCCCUUCAAAAAUAUUUCCGAUGCGUUUGCUUGGAAACUUCAAAGAGAGUUCUGAAGAUUACGAGUCGGAUAUUGAGGAUCAUUCUGAAACCGAUCUUUGCCAUCUUGGUUGCUGUGAGUUUUGCGCCGCGGCACUGAAGCCUUUACCAACAGCAGACUACCUGGACGAGAAGCCAGAGAAAAUGGAAGGUCUUAUCUGUUGCAGGACAUAUAAGGAAAUUUUCCAAUGUGUAGUUCAGGAGCUCACAGAAAACACCACCGAAGAAAGUACAAUCGACAUCACUCCUCACCAACACCCAUCGGAUGGUUCUUGGGGGGAGAACAAGACUAAAAGGACACUGAUGAAAGAGAUUGAAGACAAAGGGGGCAUUGAACAGUACAGGGAUGUCUUUGAGCAAUAUAUAAAGUAUGGGCCAUGUAUAAAACAUGGAUUCAAAUUAUCAGAUCACCCACCCAAACCCAAAAAAGCCCGUAAGAAAGCUCCAGAGCCCAAGGAAAUACUGACUUUAGAUUUGGAGUUCAAAGCUGAACAGUUAAAGAUUUGCCAUUCUACCAAGCCUGUGAAAAGAUAUUAUUCUGAUGGAAAGAUAUUCUAUAUUUUUUUCCCAGAUGGGACCGGCCAAGUUUAUUACCCAUCCGGUAAUGUUGCUAUCCUCAUUAGCUACGUAAAAGAAUUUCAGUUCACCUACAUCGUUCUACAGGACAACCUAUCAUAUGAAAUGCAGGCCUGCUUUGCAAACCAGGGCUUUGCAGUAUGCUACCACCGUAACGGGAAGAUCUGGUUGAAUCUAGACCUCUGCCUCGGCUCGUACUUCGAUCGGAAGGGAGUUAGGAAGAAACACUGGAAUUGGUGGGACAGGAACAGCCACAUUCAUGCACCUCCUUUCCAGCCAAUCUACCUUCAAUUGAAUGUUUACAUCCAGGUUAAAAUCGAAGCCCAGGACCAGAUUUUCCUAACGUUUACUAAUAAUCACGACUGCCUUCAGCUGAAUGUGGGUGCAAAGCUGAAACCGAAAGAUCCAGACAUGCUGAAGUUUCUCCAGACACCCGCAUCCUCUGGACAGCUAGUUUGCUCCGAGAUUCUACUGAUAAGAAGGCACUUAGCCAGCAUGCAGAAUCUACUGAAAGAGCUGUGUCUCGUUCCACCUGAAGAAAUCAAAGACUUCUAUUUCCUCGUAUCAGACAUGUAUGACCAUGUACAUCGCCGACAGAAAAUGAGAAUUCGAUCUAUGCAAAGAUGAGUGCAUACCUGUUAUUUAGGCACAGCUACUGAGAUACUUCCAUGUUAAAACAAGUAAACUUGUCUUCAGUCAUUGUAAGUUUACCCUGUUGGCUGUAGUGUGCACCAAGUUCUGUACAAAACACAUCUGAGAUUGUGAAAACAUGUACAAGUUGCAUAACCCAUUCAACUGUUUGUGUAAU